Octopus sinensis (East Asian common octopus) is the source of this 279-nucleotide messenger RNA. RefSeq lists its product as uncharacterized. The coding region runs from base 1 to 279 and encodes 92 amino acids. The transcript has 2 exons. The record is from RefSeq and is a predicted model, not a curated record. NCBI's taxonomy places the organism in Eukaryota, Metazoa, Mollusca, Cephalopoda, Octopoda, Octopodidae.
AUGAGGCAUGAAGAGGAUAUAGAGAAGAAGCAGAAGGAAGAGAAUAGAGUGGAGCAGAAGAGGAGGAAGAGAGAAGGAGGCAGAAGAGGGGGAAGAGAGAAGGAAGCAGAAGAGAAAAGGAGGAAGAGAGAAGGAGGCAGAAGUGGAGGAAGAGAGAAGGAAGCAGAAGAGGAGGAAGAGAGAAGGAAGAAAGAGAGAGAGAGAGAGAAAGAGAGAGAUAAGGAAAAAAGAGAGAGAGAGAGACUGAAAGGUAUAAAGAUGGUUGAUACACAGAUAUAA